Nannospalax galili (Upper Galilee mountains blind mole rat) is the source of this 1135-nucleotide messenger RNA. It is a transcript of the gene Nthl1, whose product is annotated as nth like DNA glycosylase 1. Bases 85 to 1014 code for a protein of 309 amino acids. Gene Ontology annotation, biological process: base-excision repair; base-excision repair, AP site formation; nucleotide-excision repair. The transcript has 6 exons. Lineage: Eukaryota; Metazoa; Chordata; Mammalia; Rodentia; Spalacidae. The record is from RefSeq and is a predicted model, not a curated record. Gene Ontology annotation, cellular component: nucleus. Gene Ontology annotation, molecular function: oxidized pyrimidine nucleobase lesion DNA N-glycosylase activity; DNA-(apurinic or apyrimidinic site) endonuclease activity; DNA binding.
UCCGGGAAUUGUAGUUCUGAGCGUGCGUUGAGCAAGUGGCGGAGCUACGGGGGCUGCAGGGAAAUAUAGUCUACAGCCCCAGGCAUGAACGCGCCGUGGCGGAUGAUGACUCGAAGACGGAGCCAAGCUGCUGGGAUCGCGUCGCAGGGGUGUGGGGAGGAGCUCGCGCCGCCUCCGGGCCCCGAGGCGGCUGCAGGUAGCGCGGAGCCUGAAGGAAGGAAAAGCCACAGGCCUGUGAAACAUCCACGGAAGGCACCAAAACUACGUGUGGCCUAUGAGGUUUCUAAUGAUGCAAAAGAUAAGGGAGCUGAGCGCCUCAAGGUGCCAAUCUGGGAACCACAGAACUGGCAGCAGCAGCUGGCCAACAUCCGCACCAUGAGGAGCAGGAAGGAUGCACCUGUGGACCUGCUAGGAGCUGAGCACUGCUAUGACGCUAGCGCCCCCCCAAAGCAGGUGCAGAGAUACCAGGUGCUCUUGUCGCUGAUGCUUUCCAGCCAGACCAAAGACCAGGUGACAGCAAGUGCCAUGCAGCGGCUUCGGGCACGGGGCUUGACAGUGGACAGCAUCUUACAGACAGAUGAUGACACUUUGGGCAGGCUUAUCUAUCCCGUGGGCUUCUGGAAGACGAAGGUAAAGUUCAUCAAGCAGACCACUGCCAUCCUGCAGCAGCACUAUGAAGGGGACAUCCCUGCCUCCGUGGCAGAGCUGCUGGCUCUGCCAGGUGUUGGACCCAAGAUGGCACACUUAGCUAUGGCUGUGGCCUGGGGCACCGUAUCAGGCAUAGCAGUGGAUACACACGUGCACAGAAUUGCCAACCGACUGAGGUGGACAAAGAAGGUGACCAAGUCCCCGGAGGAGACCCGCACAGCCCUGGAGGAAUGGCUACCCAGGGAGCUGUGGAAUGAGAUCAAUGGGCUGCUGGUGGGUUUUGGCCAACAGAUCUGCCUUCCUGUUCACCCUAGCUGCCAGACCUGCCUCAACCAGACCCUGUGCCCCGCUGCUCAAGCCCUCUAAGGAAUUAUGUGGCUUUAGCCUGGGCACUGCUCUGGCCAGUGUCUCUGAAGUGUCUUUGUGGGGAGGGGUAAUACUUGGGGGUUGUUUCCAAGUUGUGUAAUAAAGCUGAGGGUUGUUUGCA